Echinostoma caproni is the source of this 498-nucleotide messenger RNA. The record is from the annotation of a GenBank genome assembly. NCBI's taxonomy places the organism in Eukaryota, Metazoa, Platyhelminthes, Trematoda, Plagiorchiida, Echinostomatidae.
AUGUUGGGAAAGAGGGUUCAACUUGAGGAAAUGGAAGAGCUGAUGGCGUCUGAUUUUGGUUCAGAUCGUGCCGCCACACUCGUUCAGCUGGUAUGUCAAGACCAAGCAACAAAACUAGCUCUGGCUGUAGCUUGGGACCUCGAGCGUGACGAAGUUUGUUUUCAUGUACGUCCAAUGACGAAAGGUUUCACCAGGGGGAAUAUACUAUCUUACGUGUCGUCGUUCUGUGAUCCGGUCGGCUACAUUCCUCCCAUGACAAUCCUUCCGAAACUGGUCUUACAAAGUUUGUGCAAGCGCAAAUUAGACUGGGACGAAGAAAUUUCAGGUGGUAAAUUGAAUCUCUGGAAAAAAUGGUUCGAUACUACACCUAACCUCGAGCGGUUCUCCAUACCACGGUGUAUCAGACUAUUAGGGAUGUCGUCAUGUCCAUUUCAGUUGCAUGUUUUUAUUGACGCCUCGGAAGCUGCUUACGACGGUGGCCUACCUGGUCCCCGAUAA